Molecule: messenger RNA, 2951 nt
Organism: Paralichthys olivaceus (Japanese flounder)
Lineage: Eukaryota; Metazoa; Chordata; Actinopteri; Pleuronectiformes; Paralichthyidae
Gene: nherf2
Product: Na(+)/H(+) exchange regulatory cofactor NHE-RF2
Biological process (GO): protein localization to plasma membrane
Cellular component (GO): apical plasma membrane
Molecular function (GO): protein-membrane adaptor activity; signaling receptor binding
Source: RefSeq, a predicted model, not a curated record
GUGGCAUCUGCUGUCGACGCCUCCUCAGUCUCACCGGGUCGGACAGGAGGACACCUGCCCAGUUGACGAGGAGAAUUAAGCGUUACGUGCGAGGAAAAGCUUUCUAAUCUCUGAUCGCUUGGAUUAUUGCUCCAAUGGACGGGAUUUAGCCCCUGUCUGUGGUCUUUGGCCGCUAUUUUACGCACAGCGCGCACCGCUUUUUUUGCGGUCCCUUGGCAUUUUUGCACGAUGGAUUAAACACUCAUUAGUUUUAACCUAGUUUUUGAUUUGUCUUUGAACAAUUGUGGAUUAUUAAUGGACUCGCAUCAUGCUAAAUGAUGGUGAUCUUUUUCUCCCUGCAGCGCGCAGCCGUACAUUGGAUUAAGAGCCAGAGCCUUUCCACAGCUCCUGGACAAAGCGCCAGUUUGUUCUGCUGAGACACUUCGACUUGUUUUCCACCUUGUGACUCGCAGGGAUGGAGAGUGAGCUGAGACCCAGGCUGUGUUUCCUGACUAAAGGACAGCGCGGGUAUGGCUUUCACCUGCACGGUGAGCGGAAUAAAGGCGGACAGUUCAUCCGCAGAGUGGACCCCGGCUCCUCGGCUGACCUGGGCGGGCUGAGACCAGGAGACCGGGUGGUGGAGGUGAACGGCGAGAAUGUGGAGAAAGAAAAUCACCAUCAAGUGGUGAAUCGUAUCCGGGAGGUGGAGCACCGCACCAGGCUGCUGGUGGUGGACAGAGACACGGACGACUACCUCCUUAGCCAAGGCCUGGCCUGCACCGAGGACCUCGCCGUCGAGAUGGGAACCCUCUCCCCGCGGCCCUCGCCCGCAGCCACCCCUUCCUCUUCUCCCAUCCCCAGAGAGUGUUUACCCAUGUCACCCAACCACACACACUCAUUUCACCCUCCUGCUGCAAACUCCCCCACUCAUGUGAUUACACAAGGCAAGGUCAAGAGAUCCUCAGUGACAUCAAGUACAACAACUGAGACAGAGUCUCAGUCUGAGCCCUCACCAGAGUUGACAACUGGGCUCUUCCCCCGACUGUGUCACGUGGUGAAGGGGGAGAACGGUUACGGCUUCAACCUGCACAGCAAUAAGACCAAGCGUGGCCAGUUUGUCCGUUCUGUGGACCCUGGUUCAGCUGCAGAGAGCGCAGACAUCCGGCCUGGAGACAGACUAGUGGAGGUGAAUGGAGUGAACAUCGAGGGUCUGAAGCACGCGGAGGUGGUGACCCUCAUCAAAGCAGGAGGAAACGAAGUCCGCCUCAUUAUGGUCGACCAGGAGACGGACAAGCUCUUCCACAGACUAGGGAUCACACCCACCACCCGCAAUGUCAAAGAGAUCUAUGUGGACGAAUCGGCUUCAGAAAGCGUCCCACCCACUCCGUCUCCCACCACUGAACCGCCAGGCACGGAUGCACCAAUCGUCAACAUCACGCUGAUUGACUCCCCCGAUCACAAAGUGUCUCCAAAGUCCCGCACCAAUGGGAGCUCAGCAUCCCAGUCUUCUAGAAGCUCCACCACCCAAUCAGAGAUCAGCAGCUCAGACAUGAGCAUCCAGGUCCCUGAUGAGGACGACAGGCGUGUUUCAGACCCUUUCAUGGACAGUGGCCUGCGACUGAGUCCGACAGCUGCUGAGGCAAAGCAAAAGGCCCUCACCGGCCGCAACAAAAAGAGAGCGCCCCCUAUGGACUGGAGCAAGAGACAAGAGAUCUUCAGCAACUUCUGACCCAUUAAGGAUACAUUGACAAAACACAGAAGAAGCAUGAGGAUUGCAUCAACGAGGAAUGACAUCAUGAUCCCUACUGUAGGUGUAGGCGUAAUCAUAAGUACAGUACCUCCAUCUUAAGAGACACAAAUGGAAGAACGAUGCAAAAAGAUAAAAAUCAAGUAGUUCCAUUUACAUAAACUGUGUAACAAUUCAGGAGCGAAGGAGGUGGAGUAGAGCGUGCUGGCAGCACAGAAAUGGGACAGUCUGGUCUACAGAGGAUUUCUGUGGUCUGCAUCACCAGCCUGUCCCAUCCUGUCGCCGAGCAACAAAGCUGCAGUUGGACAUGACGAGAAAGUUUUAAUGCCUGUUGGGUUUUUUAACAUGUCAGCUGUUCAGUUGAAGCCUGAUGCAUCUAAAAGUAUUGGAUGUUUUGGUCUCGUCACUUGCCUGUGCUAUUAUCCCUUUGAAAAGCAGUUUGCCACCUAAGCGCUAUGAAUCCUGGAUUCACCCGUAGGGAGUAAAGUGACGGCUCCAUUUUAUGGUCACAUUGAUGUGAAACGCAGCCUGUGAUGGAGGCGGCCCCUGAAUUGGGACACAGCAGUAGUCACAUUAAUAUAGUGCUAUUCUUAAGUUCUGUUCUGGGUAAAAACACUUUUUAUUUAUCUUCUCUAGAGACUUUAUAAGGACAAGGUCACGUGCGGCUGUGUCAUAAACUUUACACCACGCUGCACUAAACAAGGACAUUGAUGACCAGCACACCAUCAACUGAGAGACUUUUAAAUUGAACCGGUGCCUGAUCAAGACACAGUGUUUCUCUUUAUUAAAACAUAUGUCAGAGGCAUGAGGAGUAACAUGUGAGUCUAUAGCCUGUAUGUUUUCCUGCUGUAUCACUUAUAUGUAUCACUCAUAUUUUCAGCAUGUGUCUGUUACUUUUCUUUUUGAAGUUGGAGUUUUAUGUCUUUUUCGCUUUACUAUGAGUUUGUCUCCCUGCUAUAGUUGUCUCUGAAUUACUGUUUUGUCAGUUUAAUGUAGAUACAAUGUAAAAACAUGUAAAAUGUAAAUGCAGAGACAGUGGGGGAGGCUAAGUUGUCACAUGUAUGUUUGAUCACCUCAGUGCUUCUCUGGAAUGUCGGGGAUUUCUGUAAAGGAAAAUAUUUAAAAGUUAUUGACUUGAUAGGAAAAAGGUCCACAUCGAUCAUUUCUUCUAUGUUUUUCAAGGACAUUGAUCAGGUUGGUUGGUCAGUCGAUCAAUUGAUUGUCU